Grus americana (Whooping crane) is the source of this 2781-nucleotide messenger RNA. RefSeq names its product SMAD family member 6 (gene SMAD6). The coding region runs from base 933 to 2417 and encodes 494 amino acids. The record is from RefSeq and is a predicted model, not a curated record. The transcript is spliced from 4 exons. Gene Ontology annotation, biological process: BMP signaling pathway; SMAD protein signal transduction; cell differentiation. NCBI's taxonomy places the organism in Eukaryota, Metazoa, Chordata, Aves, Gruiformes, Gruidae. Gene Ontology annotation, cellular component: heteromeric SMAD protein complex. Gene Ontology annotation, molecular function: transcription regulator inhibitor activity; I-SMAD binding.
GCGGCAGCCAAUCGCGCCGCCGCUCGCGAGGGGCCCUGCGUGCGCGCCCCAGCCACACAAAAGCCAGCGAGGGCGGGCGGGCGCGAGCGAGCGAGCGAGCGCGGAGGCGGCGGCGGCGGCCCCGGCAGCCGCGCGCAGGGGAGCGCGGGGACCCGCCGGCCGCGGGACCGGACCGGCCCGCGCUGCGCCCCGACCGCGGGACCUGCGGCCGCGCCUCUGGGAUACGUACAACUCACGUGCUGACACCGGCCUUCGCCCUGGGUUCUGCUGUUGGUUUUUUGCCUUUUUGAUUUUUUAAUUUUUUUUUUACCUUUUUGCCUUUUUUUUUUUUUUUUUUUUUUUUUACUAUUUUUGGCCGAAGGGAAUUGAUACCUCCGAGCGCGGACCCGGCGCCAGUUCCCCGCCGGGCGGCACCCCCGCGCCGGGGCACUCCCCCCCCCCCCCCCGCCUCUCCUCCUCCUCCUCCGCCUCCCCGCCCCCGUCGUACGGUGGAGCCGCCGAGGGGCGCAGCCGAGCGCUGCCCCGGGCUCUUCCCCGGCCCCGUCCCGCUCCCCCGCCGCUCCCCGCCUGGCCCCGCGUUGGCAGCCGAUGUAGGGCACGGCGCGGCGCGCCCGAGCCCCAGCGCCGCCACGGGAGCGGCCCCGCACCGCCGCGGGCGUCGGCGCAGCCCCCGCGGCGCCGUCUAUGCCCGCGCCGCGCUCCCUCCCCGCCGCCUCCCCCAUGGUGCGGCCCCGCCGCGGGCCGUCGGCGAUUCGCUGGGCAGGGCCGCGGGGAAACAAACCGCCGCGCCGGGUGCUCCGGGCAGGCUGCGAGGGCGGCGGGUCUGAGAUGAGAUAAAGCCGGCGGCGGAGCGAGGAAGCCCGGGGGGGGGGGGCGGGGGGGUGGCGAGUGGCGGCGGAGAGCGACGCGACCCCCGGCCGCCCGCGUGUCGUAUGUUCAGGUCCAAACGCUCAGGGCUGGUGCGGCGACUUUGGAGGAGCCGCGUCAUUCCGGACAGGGACGGCGGAGAUGGGAGCGCCAGGAGCGGCCACGACCUCGGAGCCACCGGUAGCUGCAAGAUCCCGGAGAAAAACCCCUCGGCCGAGAUCCGCGCGGUAGCGCGCAGCCUGCUGCGGGAGGCGGAGGAGCGGCGCGGCGGGGCGGCGGGCGAGGCGGCGACCCGCGGGGACCCCAUGGCGGAGCGGAGCGGGGCCCGGCUCCGCGCCCCGCCGCGGCGGGAGGGCGCCGAGGGGGCGAGCCCGCGGCGGGCGCAGGAGAACGACGGCCGGACGGUGACCUGCUGCCUCUUCAAGGAGCGGGAGCCGGGCGGCCCACAGCCCGCCGCCGCCGCCGCCUCCGUUGUCGUCGCCCCCCCCAGCCCCGACGGCGCGACCGACGGCGGCUCCCCGGAGCGGCGGGGCCGGGAGGCGCGAUCGCGGCUGCUGCUGCUGGAGCAGGAGCUGAAGGCCGUCACCUACUCCCUGCUGAAGCGGCUGAAGGAGCGCUCGCUGGACAGCCUGCUGGAGGCGGUGGAGUCCCGCGGGGGCAUGCCCAGCGGCUGCGUGCUGGUGGCCCGCACCGAGGUGCGCCUGGGGGGCCAAGCGGCGCCCCCCCACCUGCUCUUGGGCAAACUCUUCCGCUGGCCCGACCUGCAGCACCCCGCCGAGCUGAAACCCCUCUGCGAGUGCCAGAGCUUCGGCGUCGCCGACGGACCCACCGUCUGCUGCAACCCCUACCACUUCAGCCGCCUCUGUGGGCCAGAGUCUCCACCACCUCCCUACUCUCGGCUGUCUCCUAAUGAUGAGCAAAAGCCACUGGAUCUAUCAGAUUCCACGUUGUCUUACACUGAAACAGAGGCUACAAACUCACCCAAUGUCACACCUGGAGACUUCUCAGAUGCCAGUACGUCGCCCGAUGCCGUGAAGAGGAGCCAUUGGUGCAACGUGGCCUAUUGGGAGCACCGGACGCGCGUCGGCCGCCUCUACACAGUGUACGAACAGUCUGUCAGUAUAUUUUAUGACCUACCUCAAGGAAACGGCUUCUGCCUCGGACAACUAAACCUGGAAAACAGGAGUGAGACUGUGAGAAGGACUCGAAGUAAAAUCGGCUACGGGAUUUUACUUAGCAAAGAACCGGACGGUGUGUGGGCUUACAACCGCAGCGAGCAUCCCAUCUUCGUCAACUCCCCGACACUGGACAUCCCCAACUGUAGGACUUUGAUAGUGCGCAAGGUGAUGCCGGGCUAUUCCAUCAAGGUGUUUGACUACGAGAAGUCCUGCCUCUUGCAGCACACGGCCGAUCUGGAUUACGCCGACGGGCCCUACGACCCGAACAGCGUGCGGAUUAGCUUCGCCAAAGGCUGGGGGCCGUGUUACUCGAGACAGUUUAUCACGUCGUGUCCUUGUUGGCUGGAGAUUUUACUCAGUAACAAUCGAUAACGGUCAGCCUCUGACGAAAGGAAAAAGAGAAAAAAAGACACAGACUAUCCCAAAUAUCAUCUACCUAGAUUUAAUAUAAAGUUUUAUAUAUUAUAUGAAAAUAUAUAUUAUACUUGUAAUUAUGGAGUCAUUUUUACAAUGUAAUUAUUUAUGUAUGGUGCAAUGUGUAUAUGGACAAAAAACAGAAAAUGCACUUUGGCUUAUAUAAUUCUUUCAAUACAGAUUUUUUUAAAAAAGAAAAAUUAUACAGCAAAAGUAGGAGAAAGCCCUAAUUUUGAUGUAUGGUUUUUUGAAAUAUUAUUAAUACCCAGACAAAAAGCUAAUACCAGUCACUCAUUGAUAAUAAAGUAUUCGCAUUAUAGGG